CCUUGUCACCCAAGUUUCCCCUCCGCUCCGGUAAUAAAUUACUGUAUUGAGCAUAAUAAUAAUAAUAAAACGAUUCCGAUCUGAUUAUCAAAACUUCAUCUAAUUACCCGGCCACUCUAAUAAUAAAACUUCAUGUCCUUCAUCAUCAUCAUCGUCAUCUAAUUUACCUUGUCGUUUCCAAUGUCUCUCUAACAGGUACAUAAUAUUGUAAGCAUAUUGUAGUUUUUGAUACAAUGUCGACUGCAAGUGUUGGUCUUACACCAUUUCUCGAAGAUUAUUUGGAUUUCCCUAACCAUGUAUUGGGUCAAUGUGAUCCAUGGUCACGGGAAUCCAUCUUGAUUUUCUUAACCAUGUUGGAUUCUGUUGUACCAAUACGUGUUUCGGAGUCUGAAUCCAUUGCAUCGAUAAAACUAAGGAUACAAACGUCAAAAGGCUUCUAUGUUAAAAACCAAAUGUUAGUUUUUGAUGGGAAAGAACUUGCAAGGAAUAAUUACCGUGUUCGUGAUUAUGGUGUAACUGAUGGGGAUGUGUUGUAUUUGGUUCUUCGGUUGUCUGAUUUACAAACUAUAACUGUUCGAACUGUUUGUGGGAAGGAGUUUGAGUUAAAAGUUGAGAGGAAGAGAAAUGUAGGGUAUGUGAAACAGCAAAUUGCUAGUAGGGAGAAAAGUUUUGUUGGUCCUGAUGAUCAAGCACUAAUAUGUAAUGGUGAGGAGCUUGAGGAUCAAAGACUUAUUAGCGAUUUAUGUAGUAGUGAAGAUGCUACAAUUCACUUUCUGGUCCGGAAAUCUGUUAAAGUAAAGGCUAUACCUGUGAAGGAUUCUUUUGAAGUUACUAUGGUUGCUCGUGAGUUUGAUAAUUCUGAAACGGGUGGUAUAGUUUUAGAAAAGUCAUUAGCUAGCAGGGGUUUCUUGUUGGAACCAAUGAUCGUUAAUCCUAAGAUUCAAGUAAAGAGUGUGCUUAAGAAGCUAAUUGAUUCUACAUUUGAUGGAUUAGAAAAAGGUUUUAAGCCUAUUAGGUCUACUGAGGGAACAGGUGGAACUUAUUUUAUGCAAGAUUCGUCUGGUAAAAAGUAUGUGUCUGUCUUUAAGCCCAUAGACGAGGAACCCAUGGCUUUGAAUAACCCAAACGGGCUGCCAUUGUCCACUGAUGGAGAAGGGUUAAAGAAAGGUACACGUGUAGGCGAAGGUGCUAUUCGUGAAGUGGCAGCAUAUCUACUGGAUGAUGGUUUUGCUGGGGUUCCCCCAACCGUUUUGGUCAAAUGUUUACAUGAAGCAUUCAAUUAUUCAGGAGAUUUUGACUACUCUCAGACAAACGUCAAAGUUGGGUCAUUGCAGAUGUUUAUAAGGAACUGUGGGAGUUGUGAAGAUAUGGGCCCAAGUUCCUUCCCUGUCCAAGAAGUGCACAAGAUAUCUGUGCUGGACAUCCGGCUGGCUAAUGCAGACCGCCAUGCUGGCAAUAUAUUAUUCACUAAAGAGGGAGAAGAUGGCAGAACUGUUCUUGUACCCAUUGAUCAUGGCUAUUGCUUACCUGAGAGUUUUGAGGAUUGCACAUUUGAUUGGUUGUACUGGUCCCAAGCACAAGAGCCAUACUCUGAGGCCACGAUCGAGUACAUAAGUACACUGGAUGCAGAACAAGAUCUCGAGCUUUUGAAGUUUCAUGGAUGGGAAGUUCCAGUUGCAUGUGCACGCAUAUUUCGUAUCUCCACAAUGCUUUUAAAGAAAGGGGCAGCAAGAGGGUUGACACCAUUUGCGAUCGGCAGUAUUAUGUGCAGGGAAACAUUGAAGAAGGAAUCCAUAAUCGAGCAAAUUGUUAGAGAGGCAGAAGAAGGGUUCCUACCAGGUACUAGUGAAGAUGCAUUUAUUGAAUCUGUGUCAUUGAUUAUGGAUCAUUGGCUUGAUAAAUUGUCUUUAUGACUCCAUUGCACAUCACUAAAUCUCUGUCAAUGAUUUUAGACCACCAUUGGCUUGAUAAAUUGUCUGCACGAGUCCAUUAAGCAUCAUUGAAUCUGUUCAAGAUUAUGAACAUUUGGUAUGUUUGUAAUGUGAAUUCUUGUUUUGGAAAUAAGGCUUUCCUAUC
Messenger RNA from Erigeron canadensis, 2076 nucleotides. Its product is annotated as phosphatidylinositol 4-kinase gamma 3. NCBI's taxonomy places the organism in Eukaryota, Viridiplantae, Streptophyta, Magnoliopsida, Asterales, Asteraceae. Gene Ontology annotation, molecular function: protein binding. The coding region runs from base 234 to 1913 and encodes 559 amino acids. The record is from RefSeq and is a predicted model, not a curated record. The transcript has 3 exons.